GUUAUCAUUAGUCAGCUGUUUAAUCCCCCGAAAAUUUGUUUGACUUUUGCUUUUCUCCGAUUAUUCAUAGGAAAAUUAUUAAUUUUUGCUCACAAAACGUUUAAAAUAUGUUUUAAAAUAUGAAUAAUAAUAAUCCAAACAUAAUAUUUAAUCCAUUAAUAAGUGCAAUACAAAAAGUUGUGCUAUAUGAAACCAAAACGCGUUUGUAUUUGGUGGGCAGUAAUAAUAGGGAAACACGCUUCCGUUUGCUAACUAUCGAUCGAACCCAACACGACCGUUUGGUAAUAGAUGAAAAUCCUAAUGAAUUCAAUGCAUUGGAGAUACGAAGAUUUCUCAGCUCUUUGGGAGGCUCGCCCAAGGUUAUAUCUGCCUAUGGAGUAUUGGGUUUUGUAAGAUUCUUGGAGGGAUACUAUUUAAUAUUGGUGACAAAGCGAAAAUGUUGUGCUCAUUUGGGCAUGCAUUUAAUUUAUACCAUCAAGGAUACGGUUAUGGUUAAGGUCAAUGAACCCACCGUUGCACUAAAAAACCCACAUCCAUAUGAAGAACGCUAUAAGAAAAUGUUUCAAAAUAUUGAUUUAAGGAGUAAUUUUUAUUUUUCGUACUCCUAUGACUUAACACGCACUUUGCAAUAUAAUUGUUCGGCACCCAGAUAUGUGGGUCCUCAUGUGGAUAUUGAAACCGAUGAGCCUUUGCCGGAUUGGGAUACUUUAACAAAUAAUGUAGAGAACUCCAAUGAGAGGGUAGAUUAUGCAUUUAGAAGUUGUUCGCGUAAACGUUUUGUUUGGAAUGCUUUUCUAUUGGAACCCAUGCUAUCGUGUGGUAUUAUGUUAAGAGAUUGGCUGUUGGAAGUAACUCAUGGCUAUGUAAGUCAAUCGUGUAUUAGUGUUUUUGGUAGACGGGUAAAUGUUUGCCUAAUAGCACGCAGAAGUACCAGAUUUGCUGGUACUAGAUUUUUAAAACGUGGAGCUAAUUUUCGUGGCGAUGUGGCCAAUGAGGUGGAGACAGAACAAAUUGUAACAGAUGGUCAUAAUAUGUGUUCUUUCACGCAAAUGCGUGGCUCGGUACCAUCACAUUGGUCUCAGGACAUUAGUAAAAUGGUACCUAAACCACCUAUACAACUGGAUAUAUCCGAUCCCUAUGCCCAAACUCCGGCAAGGCAUUUUGAAAGAUUACUCUUUCACUAUGGUUCACCUAUUAUUAUCUUGAAUUUGGUUAAGAAACGUGAAAAGCGUCAACAUGAAAAUAUCAUUGCAAAGGAAUUGGUCAACAGCAUACGAUAUUUGAAUCAAUUUUUGCCACCUCAACAUCGCAUGAAGUAUAUACACUUUGACAUGGCUCGCAAAAGUCGAGGCGGUGGUAAUGUUAUGGAAAUGUUAGCAGACAUUGCUGAAUCAGUGGUACAACAAACUGGCAUGUUUUUUAAAGCACGCGGUCAUCCAUUGUCCUUUCAAACUGGAUUGGUGCGCACAAAUUGUGUUGAUUGUUUGGACCGUACAAAUACUGCACAAUUUGCUAUUGGCAAAUGUGCAUUGGGACAUCAGUUGGAGCGCUUGGGUUUUAUAAAAUCUCCCAAUUUAGAAUUUGAUUCGGAUUGUGUUACCAUGCUAGAGAAUUUGUAUGAGGAACAUGGUGAUACUUUGGCUUUGCAAUACGGUGGUUCUCAAUUGGUUCAUCGUAUUAAAACAUAUCGCAAGACCGCUGCUUGGGCCUCACAAGGUAAUGAUAUUAUGCAAACGCUGAGUCGUUAUUAUAGCAAUACAUUUAACGAUACCGAAAAGCAGCACAGUAUUAAUUUGUUUUUGGGCUAUUACAAGCCCAGUAAGAGUCACUUGAAACAAAACCAACCCAUUUGGGAGCUACAAACCGACUACUAUAUGCACAAUGCUUAUAAACCUUUAACGCCGGCUAAUGAGACUCGCCUCAUCACCGAUUGGGUACGCAUGAAAGUUCGCAAAUGUUUACCCUUCUCAUGUUCAGAUGCCAAUAAAAUUGUUAAAGAACUAUUUCGGGUACAUAGCAAAGAUUUAGAAAUGAUAGAUGGUUACUCUAACUAUCAUCAAUCAUUCAAAUGGACCGACUUAAGUGAACAUAUAUCAUUUGAAAUCAGUCAAUUAGCAAUGCGUCACUUGCCAACUUUUCGUACUAACUACUCACCAUUCCAAAGGCAAAUACAAGAACGUAAAAAACCAAAAAAUCCCUCACUUACAGGACAAAGUUCAACUAGUUCGACUACCAGUAAUGAUUCAAGUUCUACCUCUGAAGCUUCUGACACUUCAUCGGAUGAAGAAUUUAGUGCAUCGCUAUCAUUGAAAGAACAAAAUCUAAAUAAAACUCUAGAUAAGGAAGCACCUUUAACAUUGGCCGCUUUAUUGCCACCCAUGGAAGAGGUGUACGGUUGCAAGGUAAGUAAUCCAUCUAAAGAAAAUAUGACUAUUUACAAGCGUUAUGUACAAAUGGCUAAAUUAACAACACAACCCUUGAGUGCCACUGGUGGUGUGUCAUCACAAACCAUGACAAUAGCUGGUAGCAAUUUAUCCUCUUCAUCUCCAAGCACACCAAAUGCACGUAAUACGGGCAUACAGUUAAAACCUCUAAGUGAUUAUGGUACAGAUUCUUAUUUGUCGGUAAAACCGCCUACUGUAAGUGAGGAAAGUCGACGUAUUUAUGAAGAAUACUGUAAAAGUCCACGAAAUUUUAAUGCUGUACCCAAAAUAGAUGAAAUGGAUAAAUUAUAUCGUUACGUUUUAAUGCUUUAAGUGAAAAAGCAACAAUAUUUAUAUACUACAUAUUUAUAAAAUAUUUAUAUAAUAAACAAAACUAUUACCU
Messenger RNA from Lucilia cuprina (Australian sheep blowfly), 2826 nucleotides. It is a transcript of the gene FIG4, whose product is annotated as polyphosphoinositide phosphatase. Lineage: Eukaryota; Metazoa; Arthropoda; Insecta; Diptera; Calliphoridae. Gene Ontology annotation, cellular component: intracellular membrane-bounded organelle. Gene Ontology annotation, biological process: phosphatidylinositol dephosphorylation. The record is from RefSeq and is a predicted model, not a curated record. The transcript is spliced from 3 exons. Gene Ontology annotation, molecular function: phosphatidylinositol-3,5-bisphosphate 5-phosphatase activity. Bases 120 to 2756 code for a protein of 878 amino acids.